AUGAGAAGUUCAAUUCUUAAAAUCGUCUUUAAGCUAAUUUUAUUGAGCAAUUUUAAGUUCUCAAGUUCGUCUUUGCUUUCCAUUGGAUCUCCAUGCAUUCUUAAAAGUGGUGCUAAUGGAACUUGUCAGGAGUUGAACGAUUGUUCGAUAAUUAAAGAUCUAUGGGAAAAAGGAGCUAUUACUCGUGCUCAUUUAACGAAAUGUAACGAAUUGCAACAGACUAUUUGCUGCCCAUUUGCUUUGGAUGAUAGGACUGCUACACACAGAACAACAACAUCUAAAUUUGAUGAAGGCAUAUCUACAGAAGGAAAAACAAGACCAAGUACUCAGACAACCAUUGAAAAUCAGGAGAGAAUCAGUCAAAAAAAAUGCAAGGAAUAUGGGAAGAAAGUGUUUCAAAUAACAAAAAUACCACCAAUGUUUGGUGGGAAAGAAGCACGAGAAGUCAGAACCAGCAAGUGCACUCAAAAUAAAAUUUCAUUUAUUGAAACCGCAGUGAAUGAGUUACCACAUCAAGCUCUUUUAGGUUAUUCACCAAGAAAUACAGAAAUAAAAUGGUUAUGUGGUGGAUCUCUAGUGUCUCCGAAAUUUGUUUUGACUGUUGCUCAUUGCCUCUCUUCAAGGCAAUUUGGACAUGUCCAAAAAGUCAAAGUAGGUAUGAAAUAUAAAGACCAAGAACAUGACAACGAAAAAGUCUUCGUUUACAACAUUAAAGAAACAUUUAAGCAUCCAAAUUACAAUGAACGAACAUUUAAUGAAGAUAUAGCACUUUUGAAACUAGAUGGGACAGUCUCUAUAAAUGAAAACAUUUUGCCUAUUUGCUUGCCGACCAAGCAACAUAAUGAUUUUAAAGCUAUGGCAAUUAUAAGGAGUCACACAUAUGGAAAACAAUCAGAAAUUUUGAUGAAAGCUACGCUUGAAAGAUUUACUCAUACCGAAUGUAAGAACUUCUAUCCGGAUGAUGGCAAUAUGCUAAUUGAUGAGAAAACCAUGUUGUGUUAUGGACAUCGCAUCGAAAACAUGGAUACGUGCAGGGUAAGGAUCUAA
Chironomus riparius is the source of this 1047-nucleotide messenger RNA. The record is from the annotation of a GenBank genome assembly. NCBI's taxonomy places the organism in Eukaryota, Metazoa, Arthropoda, Insecta, Diptera, Chironomidae.